Anopheles coustani is the source of this 5913-nucleotide messenger RNA. RefSeq names its product 14-3-3 protein zeta (gene 14-3-3zeta). Gene Ontology annotation, biological process: signal transduction. Gene Ontology annotation, cellular component: cytoplasm. The record is from RefSeq and is a predicted model, not a curated record. The transcript has 7 exons. NCBI's taxonomy places the organism in Eukaryota, Metazoa, Arthropoda, Insecta, Diptera, Culicidae. The coding region runs from base 209 to 955 and encodes 248 amino acids.
AUGGAUAAGAAGCAAAACUGAACCUCAGUGUGUGUUGACCAUUUAUCUCUAGUAAGAUUGUGCGGCCUUCGUGGCAAAUUCGGCUGACGCUGGAAAAUCAGUGCGAGUGGGGAGGACGUUCUACUCUCUGAUUGCGGGAAAUUAGAUCGAGGAAGAUUCUCUCGUUUUAAGCUAGUGGAAAAAAGGCAAAUCAAGAACAACACUCAACAUGUCUACCGUCGACAAGGAAGAGCUAGUUCAGAAGGCAAAAUUAGCCGAACAAUCUGAACGAUAUGAUGAUAUGGCACAGGCAAUGAAAUCAGUAACAGAAACUGGCGUCGAAUUGUCAAACGAAGAAAGGAACCUACUCUCCGUUGCUUACAAGAACGUCGUUGGCGCCCGAAGAUCGUCAUGGCGAGUAAUAUCAUCAAUCGAACAGAAAACCGAAUCCUCUGCCCGCAAACAACAACUGGCACGAGAGUACCGGGAACGAGUCGAGAAGGAACUGAGGGAAAUUUGCUACGAAGUGCUGGGUCUGCUGGACAAAUUCUUAAUUCCCAAAGCCAGUAAUCCAGAGAGCAAGGUGUUUUACCUCAAAAUGAAGGGAGACUACUACAGAUACCUAGCUGAAGUAGCCACCGGCGAGACCCGCCACACCGUAGUCGACGAUUCCCAAGCCGCUUACCAGGAUGCCUUUGAAAUUAGUAAAGGCAAAAUGCAGCCAACACAUCCUAUCCGGUUGGGACUGGCGCUCAAUUUUUCUGUCUUCUAUUACGAGAUCCUAAACUCUCCCGACAAAGCCUGCCAGCUGGCUAAACAGGCAUUCGAUGACGCGAUUGCAGAGCUGGACACGCUGAACGAGGACUCCUACAAAGACUCGACACUCAUCAUGCAGCUGCUGCGAGACAACCUGACGCUGUGGACGUCCGAUACCCAGGGCGACGGCGACGAACCACAGGAGGGUGGCGAUAAUUAACCAAACUAAAAUUAAAGUCAAGCAAAAGCACACUACCGAACACACCUACACGACGACACACGCCAACACAAAAUACACGGACACGAAAAACACAUGCCACACGGACACAGUACACAGGACACAACCAAACAAAUACACACACACACUUAAAGCAUAAUAGAAAUUCCUUUUGACUAUUGAUUAAAAACGUGAACAAACGCGAGGAGCCAGACGGAAAGAGGAAGAAGGAAACAUGUAGAAGUUGGUAGCGGCGGUAGAGUGACGAGAGGAGAGGCAAGUUCGCAGCUGCAGUGCGGUCAGUAGCUUUUCCGCGAGAGAUAGCAAACAGUUUUCACGCAACAAGCAACAGGCAUAAUAUAAAUGGCAAUUUGCUGCAAAGACGCCGCGCUCGCAGCAGUAGCAGCUGCAAGCUGAUGAUUGUGGAGCAAGAAAGGAAAGGGCCGCCCCGACUCGCUCGUCCCUUAAGGUGCGUCCGUACCACCACCACCCAGGCACACAGGGGUCGAGAAGAAGAAAUAAAUUUGUGCUAUUUCUUUCGAGCCAUCGUUGUCUUCGUCGCGUCUGGACUAGCGCAGCAGCAGCGCGGUGUGGUCAGGGCCACUAGGAGCAGCAGGGAAACUUGUUGCUGGAAAACUCCUCUCAUGCGUCAGUUUCAUCGUCAUCGUCCGUCGUGCGCACAAUGUGUAUGUCGACACGAGCCGAACAGAGUUGAAGUGAGGGGGCAGAGAAAAAGUGUUGGUCGAUGAAGAGAAAGGAAUAAAGGAUUGGUACCACAAUAACAACAACUAAAAUCGGUUAGCAAACGAACCAGAUUACUGCAAAGUACGAGUGCGUCCUGUCGCGCAGGGCUACUAGCGUAUAACGCAUGGUGUGAUGGAUGCACACAGAGUUGGUGGUAUGAUGGUGGAAAUGCAGUUUGAAAGAAAGAGUUUAUUCGGUUUCCUUCGUUACUGGGAGAGAACGCGUGUCGAGAAAGGAAAGGAGAUUAAAAGCAGCGGAAGAUGUAAAAUGCAACAAUUGUGAAAGCAGUGUAUCCAAUCGUGUUUGCCUACUAAGAGACGAUGCUCGAUCGUUUGAUCGAGAAAGACUCACACAUAGAGAGGAAGGAGAAGAGGAGAAAAAGAAGGUAUAUGUUGAUGCGCUCUGAUAGAUGAGGAUGAGUGGCAACACACACAAAACUCAACUCAUGUACAUGUUUAUAUGAUGUAUGUUCUAUUGCUAUCGUCCCACUGUCUCCCCCCUGUCCUAAGAACAUAUUUCCCUCGUGAUAUUAGGUGUGGUGGAGGUGUCUGCUGGAUCUCGGAAAACAAAAGGGGUUUAGGAGAACAUCGUUCUGGUAAAAUGUCUGUGAAGGUGCCAGUGAAGUAAGCCGCAGAAUAAUGCCAAGCGAAUUUGCAAUUGGCGAAUCUUCAAGAGGCGUGCAGCAGGAGAGAAGGGUACGGCAUUCUCUACUUCUAACAAGUUUACUCAAGUGUCCACACUGAGGGAAAUCGGACGCUUCUUUGUUUGCAUGCAUUGGUUUAAGACGCCUCGCAAAGCGUCAACAUGUGUUUGAAAGUGUUUUCCAAAAUACUGCGACAAUUGUCUUGAGUAAGGCAUUGUUUUGCAUCAAACUUUGUGGGAGUAGAGGACAGUAGAAAUUUGUGUCGCUAUUCAUGCGGCGAUGCAUCAAACGCACUUCAGAAAAAAAAACUGGUCUUAUUUCUCGUUCGGUGUGUGAAGAAGAGAAUGCUAUCGCUACUUUUAAACAAGCACAGUCUCGAAAAUCGAAAAAAAAGCCAAGGUUCACUACUCUAGAGACUAGCGCAUGCCUCUGUGUUGUUCCCAUUUUUGUAUAAUGGAAAAAUCAAAUGAUAUAUGAUGAAAAUUUCUUCUAUAAAUGUCUACAAACACACACACACACAUCCAAAAGUCCCGAACUCGAACUCAUCCGUACAUGAUCUUCACCACCCACAGCAAGAAAAAAACACAGUUGUAUGUCUCUGUCUGUCUGUCUGUGUGUGUAUGUUUGUUUGUGCGUGCGUGUGAAAACGGAAAAGGAAGAAGGACCUUUCGGGUGGAGCGCUUUUGAAAGGAUCGCUAUUCGAACUCUCCCCUUGUUGCACAAUGUUCCACACAAACGAGAGAGGGAUGAUGAUUUUGGUGUGUGAUGAUGAUUCUUGAUAAUCUGAUGAUGAUGAUGUUCCGUGUUGUAUUUGAUCGAAAAACCCACAUUUCCCAGUCCUUUUACUAAAGAAAAAUAAACGAGAUGUUAAAUGAAAUGGCCGAGCGAGGCAAGAGAAGCAAGCAGUUAGUAAAAUUCUCUGUACUUUUAAGCGAAGAGGAAAAGGUACGUUUUUUCAUUUAGUUUUUCGUUGUACGUGCGGUCACUACCGGGAGGAUUAUUCUCCCGUAUGUACCGGAAGUCGUUGCCAAGACAACCGAGCAAGUGAAUGAAACAAACUACUUAAAUGAAAAAAAAAACACUGUCGUCUUACAUCAUUGUUGAUCAACAACCGUCUCAAGCGGGGGGCGGCGGGUACAACUGUGCUGAAGAUGAAAAAGAAGCAACAUAUGAGACCCAAACUAACUAAGCAAAUGGAAAUCAUUACUCUUGUGAAGAAACAUCAAGAAGAAAGCUGUCGUUUUCGUCGUCGUCGUCGUCAAUAAAUCAAAACAAAAGAUCAAGAGAAACAACGUUUAACGAAAUAACAGCAAAAUGCUACUUCCUUCCAGGAAAAUCAGAGGUCACUGAACAACACUUUGCAGUAGCUGUAUUAGAUAAAGACAGAAAUUAAAGCAACUAAGCUGAACACGGCCGCAGCAAAUCACUGACGAAGCACACAGAACUACGAUACUCUUUAGUUUGGCCCCAUGCAGAACCAUUGGAAACAAGCAAAAAUAAUCAAACUUGUAAAGUACGGAUACGAACAAAUGGAAAGCAUUUCUUACCAGCAUGUCGCACUCAUUGAGGAUCUCUGUUGCAGAUGAAGUAGAUUUGAAACUUUAUUCAAAUUUUUCCUCAUAAAUCUUAUGAUACAAUUGUUGUGGAUUUUUCCAAUUUGAGGUUACCAGAAGUAAAAUGUUGCGCGCCAUGAUUUACGGUACACGGAGAAGGGGGGGGUGUGUGUGGUAUGGUGCGUUAUUUUUGUAGUGGUGACACAUUUUCCAAACCAAAGGCUGCAGCUUAUUUUGAUGAUGGCGGAAGGAAAAAAGAGCUUGCUCUACCAGAAUCGCGCCACCUUCCUAGAAAAAGGUGCAGCGGAAAAGGAAAGCGAGGAAAAUGCAGCGGUGAAGUGCAGGGUAGAACCAGCAGCAGCAGCAGAAGCAGCAUAUCGCUGAGGGAAAUAAAACAGGUCGCAAGUAAAAUUCAACACACAGAGACUCAAACAACAGCAAGCAAGCAAGCAAACAAGCAGAUUCAAAGCAAACACGUGGAAACUGAGCAACUACAAUUACCUAUACUUGCAUGUAUGUAUGGAAAAAGCGAAACAUCCUGAAAACAGCUGAAAUAAAGCGAAAUUAUGAUGAAACAACCAACAACUAACACAAAUCGAUCCAUCUUCAUGAUCUGUUUUUCCCUUGCCCCCCCUCUCAUUAUGCCUCUCUAUCCUUUCUGUUCUGUAUCCAACCUAAUACUAUCCUAAUUUUUACUUCCAAUAUAUGAGAAAACACAUCUUAAAUUUACUAAAACACUUGAAUUGGAUGAAAUCUUUGCGGAGAUGUUUUAUACUGCUUUUCGGGACGGAUACAGAACUCAUGAACAAAUAGGUAAAUUAUGUCACACUAUUUUCUCAAUUGCACUUCUUCGACGCUUUGAUGGUUUCUUUGUCAACUGAUCUUAAGAUAAGUUCUACUUCUCCUAUAGCUAUUUCCAUAUCAUCUUGACAUCGUAUGUAUCUUGCUUCAAUCAGUAUGAUUAAACAUUCUUCUACGUGAAUUGUAGGCAAAAUAGCUAGGAUAAUUUGGAAGGAGUAAGCUGCUCCCCAACAUGUGUUUCAUCGGUCCAAUAGUCACGUUUCUUCUCCAUCUCAUCGCUAUAAUUGAUCCUUCCCUUCGUUGCAGCUAGCUUAGAAGAAGAUCUAGACAAACUUCUGUGAAGAAAAGUUAAUGAUAGAGGAUUGUUAAAACUUCGACCAACUUUGUUUGCCAGAUGUAGCUAAAGUGGCACAGGUUUUUUUUUAAAUUUGUUCCUCGAUAUGUUUCCAGUUAUGCUUUGUAAACAAGCAGUGUUUCAUUAGAGAAACACGAAAUUAACUGAGCAGGAAAAUUUAACAACGUGUUAUACACCUUUUGCUUAACUUAUCAAGUCAAUACACAGUUUUUAAACCAGAACUGUACACAAUAUACAAGUAAUGAAAAAAGGCGAAGGAAAAAAACCUACUUCACCACCCGCUUUGUGGGAGCUUUGGCGAAUUAAUUGUGGAAAAGAAUUUACAACAUUAAAUAAUCUAUUUCAGUAAAAAACAAUAACUACAGGAAAAAAACAUUUUAAAGAUUCCAGCAAUAAUUAGGAAACCAGACCUAACGACCAGCUUCUUGCGAGAAAUAAUGCUACCUUAUAAAUCAAAUAGCGCAAAACAUGCUAAGAACCAUUCAAACUAACAAAACAUAUUUUUAUCUUCGUUUGAAAAUAUAGUGUGAGGUGAUUAAAUCCAUUCAAUAAUCAAUUCUGAAACCCUUACCGAGAGUCGGUAGCUGAAGAAAAUCAAAGAGUAAGAGCUAAUGUCAGUAAACCAAAAGCAUGAAGCAAACCAUAGAGGAAAGUUUGUAACAAAUUUGGCCACAUGCAAUAUGCACACUUACGGGAAAACAAAAACAUCGCAAGAUUUUCCCUUUGAAUAUUCGUUUAAGGUUCUGUCGCUGUUUACAUUCUCUAUAUCGGUUGUAUUAUAUGUGCCAGCUAAGAAAAUAACGAAAAGAAAUAAAAAAAAAACAAUAAAAGUUCAGCGACAAAAUUGUGCUGAUAUUAACUAGAA